Molecule: messenger RNA, 6348 nt
Organism: Trichobilharzia regenti
Lineage: Eukaryota; Metazoa; Platyhelminthes; Trematoda; Strigeidida; Schistosomatidae
Source: the annotation of a GenBank genome assembly
CGACAAAAAAACUUGUCAACUUAUAACAGUUUGUAAAAUAACACUAAGUGCUUAGUAAAACACUGUAAUGUUUAUUUGAAUCAUUUAAAAACACCCAAGCUAAAGAUGGAUGAUAUUAAAAACUUAUUAAAUUAAAUUACUAAAUUAUCAAUUAAAUUAUUCAUCAUAUAUUGGAUUAGUUAACGUCAACAAUAAUUAUAAAUAUGGGGAAAUAAUUUGACCGACUUUAUGAUAGAUAGUUCUUCGCUAUUUUUCAAAAAUAAAAAAUCCACACGGUUCAGUCUGUUUUAAACAAUGCUUAAUGUGCCUGUCUUCAAGUCAGUAAUAUAUGGUACUAGAAAGUAUGUGAUGCUGUUGAAUACUUCAUCACCUCAAGAAAUUCUACUUAUCCGACUACUCUUCGUUGUUUGUGUAAUUCUCUUGGUAAUCAAUCCCAGUUUAACAUAUUCAACUUCUCUGAAGUCUGAACAAACUCACCUAGUAGACAAUAGAAGCUUCGAAGGAGGCGGGGGAAAUGGAGAAGACAAAGAAAUCGGCUUGGUAAGGCACCCACGGUUAAUUAGUACAUCAGCAGUGGCAGCGGCAGUUGCAGUGGGUCAGCAUCAAUCACGCUUAUUCAGUUAUGAAGUUGUUGAAGAGUCAAAACGUGGUACAUUUGUUGGCAAUAUAAUCACGGAUUUAUUGACAGCAAUCUCUAGUGAUCCAAAAUAUGCAACAACGACAAAUGAUGGUAAUAAUGAUAAUAGACAAGUUAUUAUUGAUCCCAAAUCAAUUCACUUAUCAAUUACAAAUUGGCGUGAAUCAAAUAUUAAACAUUUCAUUUUAGAUCGGUAUACAGGUGAAUUACGUGUAGCGAUACCACCGGAUCGUGAAGUGAUAUGCCAACGAUCUAGUUUAAACAUGAAUACUACUCAACAGUAUGAUAAUUAUGUAACCAAUCUAAUUAAUAAUCCAUAUGAAAUACAAGGUACACUAGCAUCAAAUGAUCCGUGUAUUGUAAUUUUACAAAUUGCUUAUAAUAUUCAAAAAACAUCAACAGAACCAUAUAUACCUAUGUUAUUCAAUGAACCCGGUCUAAUUGCUGUUAAUAUACGCAUACUGGAUAUUAACGACAAUGCUCCACGUUUUCCACAAUCCCGUCUACUUGUAGAAUUAGGCGAAAUAACAUCAAUACCAGAGAAAAGUAUCAUUGAAAUACCUACAGCGUAUGAUCCAGACUGUGGGAGAAAUGGAAGUAUUAUCUAUUGGUUAGGCAACUUAUCACUGAAACAACAAAAACACGAUAAAUAUAAAACAACACUGAAUGAAAUAAACAGCAUAGAGGAUAGUAACAGUCUACCGUUUCGUUUAGAAAACAAUCCAUCAUUACGCUUAGUUUUAACACAAUCAUUAAAUUGGGAAAGUAUAAAAGAGUAUAGUUUUCAAAUUUAUGCUAAAGAUAUGGGUGAGAUAAUUUCACUUACUGGACAUAUUGAUAUACAUGUUAGUGUAAGGGAUGAAAAUGAUAAUCCACCAAAAUUUAUUCAAUCUGCAUAUUCAGUAACAAUUAAUGAAAGUACAAUACGUGGUUCAUUGAUACUUGAAUUACAGGCUACAGAUGAAGAUGGAGCAUCCAACGGACAACUUACAUUCAGUUUAGCUGCCCCAUCAAAUAUGCAAGAACGUUUAGCUUCACAUCAUUUUGGUAUACGAACAAUUUCACCACAGAAAGCUGCCAUCUUCAUUAUACAAACACCUGAUGUAGACAGUGUUAGACGAAAUGCUCUUACUGAAAGGCGAAAUAAAAUUGAUAAUCAUAUACAUUCAACUAAUGAUGCAAUCGAUUUAAAUGAAAGAUAUCAAGUAGAUUAUGUUUUUCAUGUGAUUGUACGUGACAAUGGUUAUCCAAGACAACUGUCAUCAAGAGCUGAGAUAACUGUACAUGUCUUAGAUGUGAAUGAUAUGAGUCCAUCGAUUUCUAUUAGUUACUUGCAUACAUCAUCACCAAAAUCAGUAACGGGAACUGCGAAGUCAACGAGCAUGAAUCCGAAUGAAAGAAUAUCAACUAUUCAAAAUACACAACCAUUCACUGCUGACGAUAAUCAUGGUUUAAUAGCAGAGAAUACUCCUAAAGGAUUUAUAGCAUUUGUUAAUGUACAAGAUUUAGAUUCAGGAGUAUGGGGUCAAGUGGAGUGUUACACAGAUAAUGAUGCCUUUGAAUUGAUUCCAGUUAGCAGUACCGGGAUGAGUGGUUUAUUCACCUCAGAAAUGUCAGAUAAUCAGAACAAUUUCCUGACCUUAAAUAAUUAUUCACCAGGAUCUUAUCAGUCAACCAAAUCUACAGAUGGUGAAUAUGAAUUUAAGCUAUUCUCAACAAAACCGUUCGAUCGAGAAAAAACUUCAGAUGUCUUUUUUCAUAUUAUCUGUGUAGAUAAUCCACAAUCCCAGUAUUUCAGACCAUCUCCUUCUUCGCCUUCUGCCGCUGCAUCUAUCAGCGCUUUUUCUUCCUCCGCUUCCUCGUCAAUGAAACAUACUCAGUCAAUUUAUCAAACAGGUGAAUAUACAAGUCAGUAUUUUCGUCAGUCUCCUACUCCAACCUUAUCCUAUUUCACUCGAUCAAAAAUUGGUAGUAAUAACAAUAACAAUAAUCAGUUAACAGGAACAGCAUUAGUUCGUGUAUUCAUCGCUGAUGACAAUGACAAUAAGCCACAGUUUACACGUGAUGAGUACACCUUUUCAAUAGAUGAAAUUGAUGCAUUCAAUAACAGAAACACUGAUUCAUCUCAACAACACCAACAGACUACAUUACCGAAUCCAAUUUUAAUUGGUAAAGUAACAGCUAGUGAUAAAGACACUACUGGUCAGUUGAAGUAUUUCAUUCCAGUGGGAAAUGAUGACAACAAUAAUGUGGAAAAUAGUAAUAAUAAUAAUAAAGCUUUAACAGCCUUCAGUGUACAUAAUACAGAUGGUAGUAUUUACGCUAAUCAAUUAUUUGAUCGAGAAGAUAUAAUAGAAAAGUAUAAAUUAAACGAGAAAAUUUCAAAUUCACCGCUGCUGACAAUUGAAAUGAAUUCAGCAGAUCAAUUCGUUUAUUUAUGCUUUCCAUUAUAUGUUACUGAUGGUUUAUAUAAUGCGAGUACAAAAAUUCGUGUACUUAUCAAUGAUAUUAAUGAUAAUUUACCGAUAUUUGAAAAAGCCAAUUAUGAAUUUAAUGUUGUUGAAAAUGAACAACCAAUGAAAGGUAUACCGAUUGGUGUUAUAAAAGCCAGUGAUUUAGAUAAUUCAGGUAAUGAGAAUAUCAUUUAUCAAUUAUUUGAUAUUGAUUCACCAACAAUACUGUCGUCGUCAGCAUUUUCAUCCUCUCUAUCGUCAAAUGUGUCAUCAAUGCUGCAACACGAUCCAAUUCAGAAUCUUCAACAUUUAGCCAACACCUAUUUCACCAUUAGUAUGACAUCAGGUCAAUUACAUUUAAUACGUAAAUUAGACAGGGAGUAUCAAAGUCAUCAUAUAUUCUAUGUGUUAGCUAUUGAUAACCCAUUGCAAAGCUCACGAUACACAAAUACAGCUAGUAAAUUAGGUGAAGCAUACAAGACAAUUCGAGUGAAUACAGCAACAGCGACAGUCACAGUUAUCGUCACCGAUGUCAAUGAUAAUCCACCGACUAUAACUUAUCCAUCACCGCAUGAAAUUAUUAAUAUUGAAGCUGGUGCACCAGCUGGACAUAAUUUAUUCACUGUACUUGCACAGGAUCCAGACGCUGGUGAAAAUGGUACAAUCAGAUUUAGUUUAACUACAGUCAGUUAUACAUCGAAUAAUAAUAUCAAUAAUAAUAAUAAUAAAUUACUAACAAGUAAUACAGGAAAUCAAACAGCGAAACUUUUAAAAGACGCUAAAAUCUCAUCAGAUUUAUUUACAAUUGAUGAGACCAGUGGAAUAGUCUUUUUAACAGAUAAACUUACGGAUUAUUCAGCAAAUUAUUUAGUUUUAAUUACAGCACAAGAUAUGGGAUAUGCAGUUCAACGGAAGACUACAACAACUGUAACUAUUCGAGUCCAGAAUAGUAAUCUUCUCCAAGCGUUGAAUGCGUUCAAACAGUCACAACAAAAUCCAGACGAGUAUGGAGAUUAUGCUAAAUUUUCUGAUAUCGAAAAACAACAACUUUCCCUAUCAGAGUACAAUGUUAAUUCACCAGAAUCCUCCUAUCUGGGAAUAUAUUCAUCGCCAUCAUCAUCGUCUUCAAUGAAAACAGUUAACAGUCAACACAUUAACAAUAAUCUGUUAAAUUCACCGGAUCAAUUAACACUUGAAAGUGAAAAUCGUUAUGGUAGACUAAGUAGUAUAAAUCGUCGUACGGAGAAUCGAUACAUCAAUCUGUCUGAUCAAACAAUCAUAAUCACAUUAGCUUCAAUAUUUCUACUAUUAUUCUUUACUACCUUAAUACUGAUCUGUUUAAUAAAACGUAGACGAGAUGUAGAGCAGAGGAGGCUGGAAAGAGAGAAGAAUAACUAUAAUGGUCCUACAAAUAACAUUCAUGGUACACAGACAAGAUUAGCCUCUCCAGCAUCCAAUAGUUUACAUUGUUCAAACAGUCCAAAAUAUAAUGAAUUAAACAAUUUACCAAAUUUAUAUCCUUUAAUACUACAUGAUAAAUUCGAUAGUGAGACAACGCCACGUACAGAUUUCAAUGAUCAACCAGAAGAUUAUGAUUCGACGAAUAUGCCAAGAAUUUAUGAAACUUCUCACAGGAAUAAUUCAUCAACACCAAAUUUAGGAAUGAUUUUAUCGAGUAAUGGCUAUCAGGAAUUGUAUUCACCUAAUCUACUGGAUUCUGAAACUUCUGCAAGAAGAAAUCCUUUGGAUUCUGACUCUUUGAAUAAAACACGUGAAACAAUGAAUAAAUCAGUCAAUUUUUUAGCUUUAAUUGACCCACCGGCAUCUUCAUCAGCCUCACCAACGAGUAAAACACUACCCAUCAGUGGUUCAAUAUCAACAUUUUAUAGAAACAGUCAAACUCCACCACCAAUUAACACUAUCAAUCGGGUAUCAACACAAGAUGUUGUCACAUUUACACCGGAACAACAUCGUCAAAAAUUAGUUAGAUUAAAACAAGUCAAUGAAGUCAAUAGGGAGAGUGGAUCACAAUAUCAAACAAUUAAUUCAUCGUUUAUCACACUUCCAUCAGGUCAUCAUAUCACCUCCUAUGAUAAAAUGAAAUCAUUAAAAUAUGGAGUGAACAAUACAAAUCUACAUUUAUUGCCUUAUUUGACAGAACUAACUAAUAAUAAUAAUAAGCAUGCUGAUGUAACUCAGAGUAAAGAUGCCACCAGUGUAAAUUCUGAAAUGACAAAUAAGCCACAACAACAGCAACAGACUUUCCUCUUCUACGACGUAUCAGCUGACAAUAACCAGAAGGACAGAAUACUAAUGCAUAAUAACCAGGCAAUAGAAAAGUGUUGUCCAAACAACCAAUCAGAAGACAACAGCACAUUAAUCUCCUUUAAACAAAUCCCGCCUUCUUUAAAAUCUACUCCACAUGAUCAAGUCAAUGAUAAUGAUGAUGAUGAUGGUGAAAAAACGUUCUCAACUUUGUCUACAACCAUGGGUAGCAAUACUACUCAAAAAUUGAAAAAUAGCAGUCAUGGUGACAAUAAUAGAACAAACAGUACAGAUAGUCAAUCGAUCAAUAUUCUGAAUAAAGCCAGCUCACUGAAAAGAAAUACGACAAUGAGUAAAGGAGUAUCAUUUGUAUAGAAAUAUACAUUUUGUCCAUUUUUAUUUACUUAAACAAGAAUAAAUUCUCCUAAUUAUGAAGAAAAAAUGUCUGAUGAGUACACUGCAAAAAAUUUUAGCUAAAUUAUACAUUUUCUUUUAGCUGGAGCUUCCAUACUACUUGCAUCCAUCAUUUUAGUAGUUUUCUGGUUGGACAGCAAAGCUGGAGAAUCACUUCCAGAUGCAUACAAAUUUCUUUCAGAUGAAACUGAAAACUUGAGCUAACAGUUUAUUCCAAGGAUUUUGCUGUUCCCCUCUUCUCUCCGGCCACCUUAACUACUCUAGCCUCUUGAAUGUAUAUAAUUACACUAUGCUCAGUAUUUCCCCCUUUUUCGUUCAUGUGUGUGUGUUUGUGUGUAGAAAUGAAUUCUUCGUCUUUUCUUCCUCUAUUUGUUGAAUCUCUUCAAAUUUUGCUGUUGUAAUUGUUGUUGCUGCUGUUCCUUCAUCUGUUUAACUUUAUUUUACUUUAAAGUUGUAUAUUUUUGAAUUCAAAGGUUCCACUGGUCAUCAAGUUAUAACUUGAACGAAGAGAGAGAGAAACAAAAUGAGAUGAUUACGCAAAUAUGUCUUUCUCUUGAUUUUGCGCCAGUAAAAAGCAAA